Micromonas commoda is the source of this 1803-nucleotide messenger RNA. RefSeq lists its product as hypothetical. The transcript has a single exon. The record is from RefSeq and is a predicted model, not a curated record. Bases 1 to 1800 code for a protein of 599 amino acids. NCBI's taxonomy places the organism in Eukaryota, Viridiplantae, Chlorophyta, Mamiellophyceae, Mamiellales, Mamiellaceae. Gene Ontology annotation, molecular function: protein binding.
AUGUCGUUCAGAAAAGGUUUAGUCGAGAUUUGGGAGGACAUGAUGUCCUACCGUACCCUCAAGGUGGUGAAGAUCAGCGACAAGAGGCUGGCGUACGUGCACAAGAGUCUCAUGGCGUCCAUCCUCGUCUACGCCACCAUCACCAUGGUUGGCGCGCACACAUACAUGCUCAAGGAGAAGCCGAGGCUCUACGUGACCACGACGGUGGACGACACGAAUCGGCUAAGUAAUUGGACGCUAGAUAGUACGUCGGGGCCGAGGGGGUACUGUAACUCGGCGUACACGUCGUUCCCCGGCGACGAGUUCGUGCCCGAGCCGGCGUACCCGCAAACGCGGUGCGCGAGUUACAUCAGCACCGCGCAGAUGGUCUCGGUGACGGACCAGGGCGCGUUCAUCGGAACGCACAUGCGACAACAGGCGUGGAAACGCACGUGCACGGACGAGACGACGAAGCUGGACUGCGUGGUGGAGAACAAGGACGAGAACGGCGCCGCGGUUGACGCGGAGGACCACUUCGCGGCGGACAUUGAGAACAUCGUGCUGAAGCUCCAGCCCAUCUACGUCACGUCCUGGGGGGUGUCCGAACCGGCGCACAGGAUCACGGUGGUGAACGCCGCGGGGCAGGAAGUCAAGGAGUUCGAAAGGUACGGCACCGACUCCACCAGCCAGUGGCCGACUUUCACGUUGAAGGAACUCCUAAAGCUGGCGGAGAUGGACAUCGACGCGCAGAAUCCGAUCAUCGUCUCCAAAAAUUUCAAAGGGUUGGACGCGGAGACUGGGCAGCCGCGGCUGCCGCUGUACCGGCUCACCGGCCUGCGCAUCGCCGUGGACUUCACGUUCAGCAACUUCAGGCCGAUGGGGCAGAUGAAACCCUUCGACUUCACCCCGUUGGCCGUCAUGACCGUCAAGGCGACCAGCGUCGGGUCGUUUGUCACGCCGCGAGAGUCCACCAUCUACUCGGGCACCACCAGUAACUUCGACUCGCAGGGCACCACGUUAUCGAUCCGCGGCGUGAAGAUCGAGUACCAGGCGAAGGGCCUGAUGGGUAAGGCGGAUGGGUACACCGGCAUGAUGGCGCUCAUGUCUUGCCUCGUCAUGGUGGGCGUGGCGACGGCGAUUGUGGACGUCAUCGGCGCCUUCAUCUACGACUCGUUCAAGGAUGACAAGAUCGAGGACGACUCCGAGCGUCAGCACCUGGAGCACAUGAUCCUCAACAUCGAAACUUCGGGCGUGCCCUUCAAGAACGACGACUUCGAGUUCGAGCCGGGCACGAGCGUCAAGAAACAGAUCGACGAGUUGACGAGGGACAUCCAGCGGCAGGCGACGCUGCUGCACCACAUGUCCGGGGAGCUCGCGGCGGCGGGUCUCAACAGCCACACCAUGCACAUGGCGGACCUCGGCGAGGGGGUGCAGAGCGCGAGGUAUGAGUGCGUCCUCAAGGGACCCAACGGCGAGGACAUCUUCCUCACCGGCGGACCGCAGACGGUGGGACGCGGGCACGGCGGCACGCAGUCCAAGCGCAUCUCGCACAAGCAGAUCAGCGUCGUCGCCAACACGCACAACGGCAUGGCGCGAGUGCAGGGUUUACCGACCAAGAACAUCUCCGGCGUGGCGCUCGGCGGCGGACCGUGGCAGCCGCUCGGUCCCGAGGCGAGCGUGGACCUGAAGAACGGGGACAUGAUCGCGCUGCUCAUGGACGAGGGCGCGGAUGAGGCGGAGACCACCGUCGACGGCGUGUUCAGGUUUCAGGCGACGUACGUCGAGGACAAGCAGCAGGGGGGCUCGUGGUUCGGGUGGUGAUGA